AACUUUAAUUUUUUUUGAACUCGUCCCCGAAACAAACUAAGGGGAAAGCAAGGGAGAAAGGGCAGAGUAGACCAACCAAAGUGAUCCAAGCCAAGACUAUUCGAUACGUGCCUCACCUAAAAACCAUGCCGGCAUCGCGGGAGGAAAUAACGACGGAUAUCGCUGCGAGGCAGUCCUUCAGCCUCCUCCAGUCGCGGAAAUUUCUCGCGGCCGGUUCCAGGGGCGAGAACGAUACCUCUGUUGGCACCGAACGGAGCGUCCUCCGCAGCGCAACCAAGCUCUGUCCCUCGAUGGAUCUGAUUCUCGUCAAAUCCGCAAACUCGUCCUCAUCGUCGCUGUCGCCAUCCCUGGUGAUUUACCGAAGCCUCUCCUGGCAAAAGGUGGCCGACGUCGUUCUGCCGGAAUCGUCGCUCGGAGCGAGCGCCGAGGCGGUUGGCGGCGGGAGCAACCCCGGCGGCAGCGACAAAGGCUCCUUGUCGUAUUGCUGGAGUCCCAAUGGGCAGUGCAUAGCCGUCGCACAAGACUCCAGUGUUUCUCUCUACCGGGUCGAGAGCCUCGUGACGGCCUCGGGGGCGGGCGGUGGUGGCGGGACGGCGAGCGGAAGCAGCAGCGCAACGUGGACCAUAAGCCUGGAGGAACGGCAGCGUGAAUUCCCAGCGAGUGGUAGCAACAACGACGACAGCGACAACACCAAUAACGCAACUAGCAGCGACCGCGAAUCGACACGUGUGCUUGCCUUGCACUGGGUGCAUGUUGGAAAACACAAUCCUACAGCUUCUUCUCCUACGCCAGUGGAAGAAGAGCGGGAAGUUUCUUGGAGGUGAGCUUUGCGCACCGUUGGAAAGAGAAUGGCGUCUUUUUUCAAGAGUUUCUCACGUUGCGUUGGUGAUAUCGUGUACCGCAUGAUCCAACUUUGUUCCGUUAACAUUGUUCUAAUCCAUGCAUGCUUUACCGUCAUUUCUGGUAUCGCUAUUUUUUCGUUCCUGCUCUUGCAAUGCUUCCGUAUUGCCACUUCUGCUACGGCCACUGCAACAAACAAAUGAAAUUCCUGAUUUAUUGCACUGGAUAAUCAGGUACCAAUCCCAUUACAUCGAUCAAUCUACCAAAUUUUUGCCUCCUAGCGCUUACUAUUCCAGCGAUGGAGCAGGAGAGGCUGGAGCAGCGGGCACAUCGGGCGAUGCCGAGUCGUCUUCUUUGACACAGGGUUCAUUACCAGAAUGCCGAACACCCCUGAGCGUCCUGUGUAUCUCGACAAGCGACAUGAAACACCGGUUGUACCUACACGGGAGAUAUCUGCUCUUGACCCUUCCGAAGUCCAACAACGGCAUCCUCGACGCCAAGGCUAUUUCUUCCUCGGGAGCGGGCUCGGUAGAGUCACCGAUGGUAGUGGCAAGCAACGACCUGGGCUACUGGCUUACCACCACACCGAGUAUUCCGGAUUCAACGGGGGCGGCCGCCAGCAACAACUUCUUGACCCUUUAUCACACUCCCUUUCUGAAGCGGGAUAGGUACGCCCUGCAACAAAUCGCGACGCUCCACACAUCCAUCACGGCUCAUCUCCGGACGAUUCAGCGAUCGGUACCCAUUGUCGCAGACAGCUGGAGGACGAGUCUCAGACCGCUCGAUCAGAAACUCAAGCCCUUGAUUGGGCUUCUGAGCAAUUACGGAGUGGAAGUUGAUCUGGAAGCGAAACACAGCGACGCGACUGCGACAAGAACGACCCUGGCGGCCGUCAUGAAGGAAUACAUCAUGAUGGGCCACGUGACCCAUUCUUCUUCUGUUGCCAACGCCAUGGAUCAGUUCUUCACCGGUGUACAGCAGAACGAUCAGCUCGUUCAGCGAAUGGAGCGAACGCUCUUGGCUUCCAUGGCCAACGUGGAAUCGACCGCCAUCCGGUGCUUGUUGCGUCCUACGCAAGCCCUCGGAUGGCAGAUCCAAGAACUCGGCGGCCUCGUGCAGUUUUUCGAUAAUGCUUCUUGCGACGAUAACAACGACGACAGUGACGAUGAUAGCGAUGCAAGCAUGAACGCUACCGAACCAAAACGCAGCCCGAACAAGCGCCAAAUGGUCCAUGAGUUGGUGGAAGCCAUUGAAAAGUUGUGGAUAGGCGUCGAGAAUGUCAUGACCUCCAUCGUGGCGGGACGGAUGCUGGUGCGGGACUUUUGUGGAUGGUUGCGACACGCUGGUUCCCAGGUCAAGGCGAGGGGCACCGCACCGAAUUCGGUACAGAGAGAAAACGCCAAGAAACGCCGAAUCUCCCAGGCCGUCCUCGAGCGGCUUGUGACCAUACUCAACGAAAGCAGUCGGAAUGAGGUGUUGAGAGGAAAGAACGAUUCCCACCAAAAAGGUUUGGCGGAGUCCAUAUUGAAGCUUGAAGUAAGCGUAAGUAACAGUUGUUUGCAUUGCAAUUGCAACGCCAAGACCUCAAUUUUGAUGCAGCUCUAACACAAGGUACCGCAAAUAACACAUUUGUUUUUGUUUUCUCUGUCAACGGCACUACCGCAACGUGGAAACAAUAGGCAAUGCUGAAAGGGACGUUCGAAAGUGUUUCGGCUCCUCGCCCGGAAAGUCCGUCUUCGGUGAGAGAAAUUUUGCAUCGUGCCCCAAACGUAUGCCAGU
Pseudo-nitzschia multistriata is the source of this 2619-nucleotide messenger RNA. The record is from the annotation of a GenBank genome assembly. NCBI's taxonomy places the organism in Eukaryota, Bacillariophyta, Bacillariophyceae, Bacillariales, Bacillariaceae.